Caenorhabditis elegans is the source of this 1075-nucleotide messenger RNA. RefSeq names its product Erlin (gene erl-1). Gene Ontology annotation, molecular function: ubiquitin protein ligase binding. Gene Ontology annotation, cellular component: protein-containing complex; endoplasmic reticulum membrane; endoplasmic reticulum. The transcript is spliced from 6 exons. NCBI's taxonomy places the organism in Eukaryota, Metazoa, Nematoda, Chromadorea, Rhabditida, Rhabditidae. The record is from RefSeq and is marked reviewed. The coding region runs from base 3 to 941 and encodes 312 amino acids.
AAAUGCUAACCGAGUUGGCGCUUGGCCUAUUCGCCUUAUGGAUAGCUAUUUUCAGUCAGGCCCUUCACAAAAUUGAGGAAGGACAUGUCGGAGUUUACUACAGAGGAGGAGCUCUUCUGAAAGCAGUCACAAAUCCAGGUUAUCAUAUGCACAUUCCAUUUCUGACGACAGUGAAAUCAGUUCAAGUUACUCUUCAAACUGAUGAAGCUACAAAUGUGCCUUGUGGAACGUCUGGCGGAGUUCUCAUCUACUUUGAUCGAAUUGAAGUCGUCAAUUUUUUGUCUCAAGAUAGUGUUUAUGCAAUUGUAAAAAACUACACCGUGGACUACGAUCGUCCUCUGAUCUUCAACAAAGUUCAUCAUGAAGUGAAUCAGUUUUGUAGUGUACACACUCUUCAAGAGGUCUAUAUCGAUCUUUUUGAUAAAAUUGACGAAGAAAUCAAGAAUGCUCUACAAGAAGAUCUAGUUAAAAUGGCACCCGGUCUUUAUGUACAAGCAGUACGAGUUACUAAACCGAAAAUUCCGGAAGCUAUUCGAUUAAAUUACGAGAAAAUGGAAGCUGAAAAGACGAAACUUCUCGUGGCUCAAGAAACUCAAAAAGUUGUAGAAAAAUUGGCUGAAACUGAGAGGAAAAAGGCUGUUAUCGAAGCAGAGAAGGCUGCUCAAGUUGCACUUAUUCAUCAAAAACGAUUGCUUUCUGAGAAGGAAACUGAAAAGUUGUUGAAUCAAAUGGAAGCUGAAAGCAAUUUGGCAUCCGAACGAUCUAAGGCAGACGCUGAAUUCUACAAAGCACAGAAACAAGCUGACUCGAACAAAAUACUUCUCACAAAAGAGUACUUGGAGCUGCAAAAGAUUCGAGCAAUUGCCUCGAACAACAAAAUCUAUUACGGUGACAGCAUCCCACAAGCAUUCGUCAUGGGGACCACUCAACAGACUGUCUAGAUUUACAAGAAGAUAAUUCCAUUUGAAUCGGGUACACACAUACCUGUCACGCCUCAUCCCAAUUGUCGUUCUCAUAAUUUUUAUUGACUUUGUAUUGUUCGGAAUAUUAUAUUUAAAAUAAAAAAAUCUUUAUC